Messenger RNA from Xenopus laevis (African clawed frog), 2631 nucleotides. It is a transcript of the gene cdca7l.S, whose product is annotated as cell division cycle associated 7 like S homeolog. The record is from RefSeq and is marked provisional. Gene Ontology annotation, cellular component: nucleus; cytoplasm. Gene Ontology annotation, biological process: regulation of DNA-templated transcription. NCBI's taxonomy places the organism in Eukaryota, Metazoa, Chordata, Amphibia, Anura, Pipidae.
UAAAACUAGGCUCUCGUUGUUCCUUGGGAAGCAGAGUAAGCAUGGAGCCGGCCGCUGGCGUUAAGGCAGGAUCUGAUAUGGAUGAAGGUUAUUCUGUCGGCGUUUUACUGUCGGACAGUGAGGAUGAAUCUCCCUUACCUAAAAAGAGAAAUUUGGGGUUACGCGUUGCUCUCCCAUUCACUAACAGAAAGUGUGCCAACAAGACUAAGGAAAAGAACCUCGAGUCCUCACUUGUAAAGCCAGGCAAAAAGGAUAGUAAGAAACCACCCGCUAGAGUGAAGAAUGAACAACGAUCCAGUAAGAAAGUAACUGUUCCUGGAUCUGAUUCAGAAGAUGAGAAUCCUGCUUCUAACCAGGAAAAUUCAAGUGCUUUGCUGAAAAGGGCAAUGAACAUUAAGGAAAACAAAGCAAUGCUUGCUCAACUUUUGUCAGAACUGAAUUCCAUGCCUGAACUCUUCCCAAUAAGUACACCUUCCACAACACCCACAAAACAGAAAAAGACUCCUCGGAGGACAUUUUCUGAAGGUCAUAUUGAACGUCGUACUAACCCAAGCAGAAGUGCUCGGCCACCUGAGAACUUCGGUUUGGAAAAUUUCACCUUGUCGGCUAUUAAGUUUGCUGAGCACGUUCAAAAAUAUGGCAAGAAAGCUUUCCUAAAGCGGACUUUGAGUGAGGAUGAGAGAGAACAAUAUCAGAAGAGGAGGCGAUCUUCCAAGAAUACUGUUGUCCGUGCUGUAGAAGAUAUUACAGAGGAGGAGCUGCAAAAUGUUGCUGAUUCAGUUAAAGAUAAAAUUUAUGACAAAGUUUUGGGUAGUACUUGUCAUCAGUGUCGGCAGAAAACAAUUGACACUAAGACACUGUGCCGUAAUCCUGGAUGUGGUGGUGUCAGGGGGCAAUUUUGUGGGCCCUGCUUGCGAAACCGAUAUGGAGAAGAUGUCAGAGAAACACUUCUAGACCCUGAAUGGAUAUGUCCACCUUGCCGGGACAUUUGUAACUGCAGUUAUUGUCGCAAACGUGAUGGCCGUUGUGCAACUGGCAUGCUUAUUCAUUUGGCAAAGUUCUCUGGUUAUGAUAAUGUGAAAGAAUACCUGGAGAGUCUGAAGAAACAAAUGGAGGAUGAAGACUGACCAGCUGCAAACUGAUACUAGAACUAAUCCCAAUGGACGUUUCUACUUAUGGCUAAUAACCCCUAUGUAUCCAUACAUGCACAGGCCAACAUUUUAGCAAUAUACUUUUAAGUAAGAAACACAAAAAAGCGCCUCAUUGGCACAUUUGCUUCUUUUAAAAAGAAAUGUAAUUUCCAAAAUGUACGGUUUUGUACAUAUUUUUUUAGUAGGAAUCCAGAAAUUUAUAUUCGUGUAUAUAUUAUUUUUUAAAGUUUCAGUUAAAAGCUGAAGAUUUCUUGUAUACUGUAAUCAUGGAAAGGUUUAAAACUAGUCGCAUAGGAGCUAAUUAUGUUGAUCCAUACAGUUAAUUUGCAAUUUGACUAUGUGUAAUGAUGCUAAAUUGACCUGAUCUGGUAAUUUAGGCUUUUUUUUGGCUGCUGGUCACCUUUUAUGAGGACCAAGGGGAAUCACUGACAAAAUCCCUUACCCAUUAUUCUGUCCAAACUAAGAACAUGCAGCCUUUUUAAUUCUUCUAAUGUGUGACAUGACAAGCUUUGAUAACUGUAUUCCCUGUCCCCCUGUUUACAGUAUGGACUGGGAUUGCUGCUGUAUUUUAACACUGGUGCAUUUGUAGUGCAUAACUUUUAUCCUUAUGUUUUUGUUUAUGAAGCAGUAUAAGGGAAGCAUUAUUUCUCUAUUUGGAGCUGAAUCUCUUUGUUAGCUGGAUGAAUCAUAUGCAUGGCUGCUGGUAUUAAAGUCCCUGUAAUUCACAAGUGCAAAACUGCCAUAUGUCUAUGAUAUAAUUUCAGUUAUAACUGUUAAACUGACCUAUGCAAAUCAACUGCUGCACUGCAAUGCUUACAGUAUACUUUUCUGUGGCUCAUUAAUGCUCUGUUAGAUCAAACUUCUCUCAACAUGCUUCAUGCUCAGUAGGGAUGAAAAUCAUUGUCCAUUGCAAUUUACAAUCUCAAUGUUUCUUGAGGGAACCAUAUCGUGUAAUCGUAUAUAUACUGUACUUAUUAUUUUGCUUAUUCACAGUUCUCAGACCUGCUUAAUUGACAGAAAAGGGCAAAGUAGUAAAAACUGUCUGUUUAAAUGAUGAUUCUUUUUUAAAUUACUGUUUUAAGUGACUUUAACACACGCCGUUUUUAUGUGAGUGCAAAAAUACACCCCACAUUCUAAAGCUGCAAUACGCUUCAUGUUGUAUUUAUGCUCUGAAUAACACAGGCAAGUGUGAAUCUAGUAAAGACGUUUGAUGGCAGAGCAGAGAAGACCUGUUUUAAAAUGUAGGCAUGACUUGGAGAUCGCUAUUGUCAAUGUGAAUGAUUAUCAAGGUGACACAUGCCUUGGUUUGACUAUAAUAGAAAGGAAUAGAAAUGUGGACAUUUAUACCAUAGGGUUUAAAUCUGUAUUUGCAAUAUGUGUAAAAAGCUUCUGUAUAAUUUUGGUACAUUGCUAGAGUUUCUAAUGCAAAUGGUUUCACUUUCCAUAUGAUUAAAUCUGGCUGUAUGUCUAACAUAGUAAA